Messenger RNA from Geodia barretti, 1106 nucleotides. NCBI's taxonomy places the organism in Eukaryota, Metazoa, Porifera, Demospongiae, Tetractinellida, Geodiidae. The record is from the annotation of a GenBank genome assembly.
GUCGGACAGCUGUAAGCAAAGAAACAGCGGAGCUCAGAUUCAGAAUAAUGGAGCGACUCUCAGUUCCUGGAGUGCAGAAGACUGUGCUGCACGCCGGAAAGGGGGACAUCCCACACGUUGAGAAGAACACAAAGGCAUGUGCAUGUAUGAAAUAGCCGCAGUGAUAUAUGCACACCCGUGUGCAGGCAUUCUUCCAUUUCAGGACCCUAGUUCUGACGGAGAAAGGGACAGGAGGGGAUAGCGAAGGAGAGAGAAGAGUGCUGGACGACAGCAGGACGCUGGGCACGGGACCGUUUGAGCUGCUGGUGGGUCGAAAGUUCAAGUUGGAGAUCUGGGAAGACAUGGUGAAGACAAUGAGGAUUGGCGAGAUUGCUGAGUUCAAGUGCCCUUUCAAGUUAGUCCUGGAGUACCCGAAUGUGUCCAAGGCCCUGCGGGAUCUGGCCCUCAAGAAAUCAGGGAGAGAGACUCCUCACACUCACAGCCACUCGUGUGGAUUUGGAGCCAUGCAUGGGACUGGUCACGCCGACCUCGAUGGACUCUACCAGGACAGGUCCCCUCUGGUGUUCCAGCUAGAACUGCUCAAAGUGGACCAACCCGGAGAAUACAAGAAGGAGUCCUGGGCCAUGAGCGCCGAGGAGAAAGACGAGGCGAUAUCGCGACUGAGAGAAGAAGGAAACGUCCUAUACAGAGCUGGGAGCCACGCAGAGGCAUGCGAAAAGUACUUUGAGGCUCUGGGGUACCUGGAAGAGCUGAGUUUGCGGGAAAAGCCAAAAUCGGUCGAAUGGGAAGCGACCGAGCGAAGGAAAGUUCCACUGCUACUGAACUACUCUCAGUGCAUGCUGCUCAAAAAGGACUUUGCAGAAGUGAUCAGACACACUACAACUGUUCUGAGUGUGGACGGGAACAACGUGAAGGCUCUGUAUCGGCGAGCCAAGGCCCACGCUGCCGGCUGGGACAAGGAGGCAGCCGAGGCUGAUUUCAGGCGAGCUGUGGAACUGGAGCCGUCUCUGGCCAGGAGCGUGGAGAAGGAGCUGGAGCAACUGGAGGAGAGGCUGGACAGAGAGAGGGAGGCAGAAAAGGACCGGUGGCAAGGAAAACUGUUUUAA